AUGGAUCCGACUGCGCGGUCGGCGACACGGCAGCCCACCGAUGUUGACGCCUACCCGCGGCGAAAUGAGGAAAAGGAAUCCUCGCCAAGGCCGUCAGUGACCGAGCUCUCACACCAUCGCGCCAGCCAUGGUUCGGAGGCAGGAACCUCUGCCGCUGCUAAGAACGGGGAGCAAUGGGUGACCGGUAUGAAGCUCGUCGCUCUUUCCAUCCUGCUCGUCCUGGCCAUGUUUUUGAUGAUGCUCGAUACCUCAAUCAUCGCGACCGCAGUCCCGCGUAUCACGGACGAAUUCCGAUCGCUGCAGGAUGUCGGUUGGUAUGUAACCAUCUACCAAUUGGCUAACGCAACCCUCCAACCGCUCUGGGGUAGGGUUUACGAUAAAUUCAGCAAUAAGUCCUCAUUUCUGGCCUCGCUAGUCAUCUUCGAAGUGGGAUCACUAUGCUGUGGAGCGGCCAUGUCUUCUAGGAUGCUAAUCGCCGGGCGUGCGGUCGCUGGUGUUGGCAGCGCCGGCCUUAUAAGUGGCGGGUUGACUAUCACGGCUUCUGCAGUGCCUUUGGAGAAGCGUGCUCCGCUGACUGCGAUGCUCAUGGGUGUCGCGCAACUCGGCAUCGCCAUCGGGCCGCUUCUGGGCGGCGCGUUCACUUCCUACGUGACGUGGCGCUGGUGCUUCUACAUUAACCUCCCUAUCGGCGGUCUUCUCGCCCUCGGGCUGCUUUUCCUCCCGAUCCCCGAUCAAUACAGCAAACCAAGCCCGCGGUCUUCACUGCGAAGGCUCCACCGCGAACUUGACCUGCUCGGUUUUGCAUUGAUCGCCCCCGCUUGUAUCCAACUCCUACUUGCCUUGUCUUGGGGCGGGAGCAAGCUCGCAUGGGAGUCCCCGACCAUAAUAGGGCUCUUUUGUGGAGCGGGUGCAACAGGACUCCUCUGGAUUGCCUGGGACUGGUAUCGGGGAGAUGAAGCCUUGAUCCCCUUCUCCAUUAUUGGGACAGGAUAUGUGAUUCCAUAUGCGAUGCUUGCUGCCGUCAUCGGUUCCGUUUCUAACGGCCUCUACUCGACCUUCUCCCCAACCACGCCUGUCGGUAAAUGGAUUGGGUAUCAAAUUCUGAACGGCGUCGGCCGCGGUGUUGGCAUGCCAAUGGCGAUCCUCGCAGCUCAAGCCGCUCUGUCCCCAGCCGACCUCGCCAUGGGGAACUCAGUCGUCAUCUUCAUACAGAGUCUCGGUACUGCCAUCACACUCGCCAUAUCCGACGCCAUCUUUCAUGGGAGCCUGCUGUCCGAGCUCCCCAAACAGGCGCCCUCGGUCGAUGCUACUGCUAUCGUCGCUGCCGGGGCGACCGGCUUCCGCAGCAUUGUCCAAGAGCAAGACCUGCCUGGCGUGUUGGCAGCGUUCUCCGUUUCGAUCAGUCGCGUCUUCUACGUGGCCACUGGUGUCAGCGGCUUGGGCCUGAUCACAUCGCUCGGCAUGGGAUGGGUGGAUGUCAGCAAGAAGCGUAGACUUGCCGACGACGACAUCCCGCUACAAAAUCUUAAUGCAUAA
Messenger RNA from Chaetomium globosum CBS 148.51, 1536 nucleotides. RefSeq lists its product as uncharacterized. Lineage: Eukaryota; Fungi; Ascomycota; Sordariomycetes; Sordariales; Chaetomiaceae. The transcript has 4 exons. The record is from RefSeq and is a predicted model, not a curated record. Gene Ontology annotation, molecular function: transmembrane transporter activity. The coding region runs from base 1 to 1536 and encodes 511 amino acids. Gene Ontology annotation, biological process: transmembrane transport.